AUGAGUGACGCACCACCAGCCGGCGGCGAGGCACCCUCCAAGAAUGCGUUGAAGAAGGCGCAGAAGGAGAAGGAGAAGGCGGAGAAGAAGGCCGCAGCAAAAGCCCGUGAACUCGCUGAGCGCACCAAGAAGGAAGCGGAUGACGCUGCCGAUGUCUCUGUUGGCUCAUACGGUGAGCUCCCUCUGAUUGGAUCCAAAGACUACAAGCCUACAGGAACCCCUCGCACCGACCUCACUGCCAUUGCCGACAAUGAGGACAAGGAGAUCACAUUCCGAUGCUGGGUCGAGAAUGCGAGAGUUCAAUCAGCCAAGCUUGCUUUCCUGAACCUGCGCCAGAACCUGAACACCGUUCAGGCCGUCGUUGCGGCCAGCGACAAGCUCAGCAAGCAGAUGGUCAAGUUUUGCGGCAACGUCAGCACUGAGAGCACUCUGGUUGUCACAGGUCUGGUCAAGCGAGUCAAGGAGCCCAUCAAGAGCGCGACCAUUAGCGAUUUUGAGAUCCACGUCCAAAAGCUGUUCGUCGAGGCCAGUGCCGAGAUUCCCCUACCUCUCCAGGUGUCUGAUGCCGAACGACCCAUGCCUAGCGACGCGGCAGUGGAGGAGGGCGAGAAAGAGGGAGAGGGAGACGAGCGUCCGCUUGUCAGUUUGAACACAAGGUUGAACAACAGGACACUUGACCUCCGGGCUAAGAUCAACCAAUCGAUUUUCGUCAUCAAGAGCGGCGUAUGUGCCCUGUUCCAGGAGUUCCUCUCAAAGAAGGGCUUCGUUCUAGUCCACACACCCAAGAUACUUGGAGCUGCUUCCGAAGGAGGAGCCAACGUCUUUGAACUGAAAUACUUCGGUCGCCCCGCAUACCUUGCUCAGUCACCACAAUUCUACAAGCAGAUGCUGAUCGCAUCCCGCUUCCAGAAAGUUAUGGAGAUUGGCCCUGUGUUCCGUGCCGAAAACUCCAACACUGCCCGCCAUUUGACAGAGUUCACCGGUCUCGAUCUGGAGAUGGAGUUCCAAGAGAACUACCACGAGGUCAUGAGCGUCUUGGAAGACCUUAUGCUCUUCAUCUUUAACGAACUCAACGCGCGCUACAGCAAAGAGACAGAGCUCGUCAGAGGCGUCUACCACGUUGAGCCAUUCAAGCUGCCUGAGUCUGGAAAGGUGCCCAGGAUUCCCUUCCAGGAGGGUAUCAAGAUGCUUCGCGAAGCUGGCGAGGAGCUCGGUGACUACGAUGACCUGACAACCCCACAAGAAAAGCACCUCGGCCGUCUUGUCCUCGAAAAAUACGGCACCGAUUUCUACACACUCGACCAAUUCCCACUCGCCAUUCGUCCCGCGUACACGAUGCCAUCACCCGCCGAUCCAAACCUGUCCAACUCAUACGACAUGUUUAUGCGUGGCCAAGAAAUUUGCUCAGGCGCACAACGUAUUCACUCGUCCGCUCUCCUCGCCGAGCAGAUGCGUAAGCAUGACCCCCCGAUUGACCCUGCCGGUGCGGGAACAAAGGACUACGUCGACUGCUUCAAGUAUGGCUGCCCGCCGCAUGCUGGAGGUGGUUUCGGUCUAGAGCGUAUUGUACAGUUUUGGCUGGGUUUGCCGAAUAUCCGUAUGUGCAGCCUGUUCCCACGUGACCCUCAGAGAGUUGUGCCCUAG
Bipolaris oryzae ATCC 44560 is the source of this 1644-nucleotide messenger RNA. RefSeq lists its product as uncharacterized. Lineage: Eukaryota; Fungi; Ascomycota; Dothideomycetes; Pleosporales; Pleosporaceae. The transcript is spliced from 4 exons. Gene Ontology annotation, biological process: aspartyl-tRNA aminoacylation. The record is from RefSeq and is a predicted model, not a curated record. Gene Ontology annotation, molecular function: aspartate-tRNA ligase activity; ATP binding; RNA binding. Gene Ontology annotation, cellular component: cytosol; cytoplasm; aminoacyl-tRNA synthetase multienzyme complex. The coding region runs from base 1 to 1644 and encodes 547 amino acids.